AAUACUAUCGAAUACUGCCAAAAUGGUGGUGCCCACGAUUUCCCCGCCCCAACAACGUCAACACCCGGAACUCUAUUGCAGCCAUUGCAGCCAAUGAGCUCGAGUUGAAAAAGAAAAUAGCUUACAGCACGUGGUUUCACUCAGGUAAAUUGUAUCGCCUUCACCGUUUGCUAGUUGAUAAUUAGACCUUUUUUUUAAGAUGGAACAUGGAGGAGCCUACACAUCAGUGCACCGUGUGCGACAAGACAUUCAGUGAAAAGUCCAAACUGGCGAGUCAUCUGAAGAUCCAUGCAGACGCCAGGGAGACCUUUACCUGUGAUGUCUGCGGGAAGAGCUUGGCCACUAAACCAUCGCUGGUCAGCCAUCAACAGCUACACCAGUACCCCAACAUCAUUUUGUACCGGCAAGGAGAGGCCAGGCUGUACUGUACAGAGGCAGCAAGGUCUGUGGCAGAGGCCCGCAGCAGCACUGUUGUUGACCCUAAAUGGCUGGAUCUCAAGACAGCAGAGGCGGCUGCCAAGAGGUCGGGGGCUGAGCUGUGGAAAGGUCAGCUGGUCAUCACGUUCGGGUAGUACGCCGGUCAGACCUUCAGGUGGCUUGUGGAGAAUGAUGUCGGCUGGCUGGUGUGGCUGCUGUUCCAGUACUGCCAGCAGGGAGAGCAGAACGAGCUGCUGAAGUGGCAGAAGGAGCGACUGCUCCUUCGGCCACAAGGUGACUCCUCACCUGAAAGUGCUGUCGGACGCACCGUUCCCGGAGGCUCCUGCGCUGCCAACAUCCCUCCCUCCGCCAGACCGGCCUCAGGUCCAGUACCGGCUCAUCCAUCACGAGGCUGGAAAGAGACGUGGUGAGAAGCGGAGGUAAGUUGUCAUAAGCACUUUGUUUCACCUGUUGGCUGUGGAAAGCAAAUAGCACACACGUCAUAUCAAUACUGAUCACAUGUGUAUUUUAUGU
Molecule: messenger RNA, 951 nt
Organism: Gadus chalcogrammus (walleye pollock)
Lineage: Eukaryota; Metazoa; Chordata; Actinopteri; Gadiformes; Gadidae
Product: gastrula zinc finger protein XlCGF8.2DB-like
Exons: 2
Coding region: 207-572 (121 amino acids)
Biological process (GO): cell fate commitment; regulation of transcription by RNA polymerase II
Cellular component (GO): cytoplasm; nucleus
Molecular function (GO): DNA-binding transcription factor activity; histone deacetylase binding; RNA polymerase II cis-regulatory region sequence-specific DNA binding
Source: RefSeq, a predicted model, not a curated record